This is a messenger RNA of Papaver somniferum (opium poppy), 1149 nucleotides long. RefSeq names its product bifunctional dTDP-4-dehydrorhamnose 3,5-epimerase/dTDP-4-dehydrorhamnose reductase-like. The transcript is spliced from 2 exons. NCBI's taxonomy places the organism in Eukaryota, Viridiplantae, Streptophyta, Magnoliopsida, Ranunculales, Papaveraceae. The coding region runs from base 98 to 994 and encodes 298 amino acids. The record is from RefSeq and is a predicted model, not a curated record. Gene Ontology annotation, molecular function: methionine adenosyltransferase regulator activity. Gene Ontology annotation, cellular component: methionine adenosyltransferase complex. Gene Ontology annotation, biological process: S-adenosylmethionine biosynthetic process.
AAUCACUGUCCAAAACCCACCACCACAGAUCCAAUCUCAAACAGUCUCUCAAUCUCAUUCUUCAUUUCAUUUCUGAACCCUGAAUCAUCAAUUCAUAAUGGGUUUUCCAGCAUCAGGUGAUCAGAAAUACAAGUUUUUGAUCUAUGGUAAAACAGGAUGGAUAGGUGGAUUACUUGGGAAAAUCUGUGAAUCACAAGGAAUUGAGUAUGUUUAUGGUUCAGGAAGACUUGAAGAUAGGAAUUCAUUAGCAUCUGAUUUGGAGAAUGUGAAACCAACUCAUGUUUUCAAUGCUGCUGGUGUUACUGGUAGACCUAAUGUUGAUUGGUGUGAAUCACAUAAAGUUGAGACUAUCAGAACUAAUGUUGUUGGUACAUUGACAUUAGCUGAUCUCUGUAGAGACAAGGGGUUGGUUUUGAUUAAUUAUGCUACUGGUUGUAUUUUUGAGUAUGAUGACAAGCAUACACUUGGAUCAGGGAUUGGAUUUAAAGAGGAGGAUACUCCUAAUUUCAUUGGAUCUUUCUAUUCCAAGACUAAAGCCAUGGUAGAGGAACUUCUCAAGAACUAUGAGAAUGUUUGCACCCUGCGUGUGAGGAUGCCCAUCUCAUCUGAUCUAAACAACCCCCGUAACUUUAUCACAAAGAUUUCUCGUUACGACAAAGUAGUUGAUAUUCCAAACUCGAUGACAAUUUUGGAUGAACUUCUCCCAAUAUCCAUUGAGAUGGCAAAGAGGAACCUUACAGGUAUCUGGAACUUCACCAACCCAGGAGUGGUGAGCCACAACGAGAUCUUGCAAAUGUACAAGGACUACAUUAACCCUAGCUACACAUGGAAGAACUUCAAUCUGGAAGAGCAAGCAAAGGUGAUUGUUGCCCCAAGGAGUAACAACGAGCUAGAUGCCUCCAAAUUGAAGACGGAAUUCCCCGAACUUAUGUCCAUUAAGGAAUCACUUCUGCACUACGUGUUCAAGCCAAAUCAGAAGACCCCCGUAGCUUGAAACUAGUACGUUUUUGUUCUCUGGAUUUAUCUCAUCUUAAUUUGUUUUCUUCGGUUCAUGCGAUUGGGAUACGAACAAGUAUUUUAUUUUAAUUUGAUGUAAUUUUUAUUGCAACUCAAAUGAGUAAUAAAUUGGUUGAUUAGAUUAUUGUGCUA